Arabidopsis arenosa is the source of this 1293-nucleotide messenger RNA. Lineage: Eukaryota; Viridiplantae; Streptophyta; Magnoliopsida; Brassicales; Brassicaceae. The record is from the annotation of a GenBank genome assembly.
AACCGUCACGAGCUUUCGUGCUCUGUUUUUUUUUUUCUCUCCACUCGUUUAAAUAUUCAAUCUUUAGAUCAAAUUCGAUUCAACAAACAAGAAAAUUUGAAUUCUCUCUCAAAUUUCGUCGGAGAUUUGUUUCAAUGGAGUGGAUUCGAGGAGAAACAAUCGGAUACGGAACUUUUUCUACAGUAAGUCUAGCGACGCCGUCUAAUAACGUUUCCGGCGAGUUUCCUCCGUUAAUGGCCGUAAAAUCUGCAGACUCAUACGGCGCUGCUUCGCUGGCAAACGAGAAAUCAGUUCUAGAUAAACUCGGAGACGAUUGCAACGAGAUCGUACGGUGUUUCGGCGAGGAUCGGACGGUCGAAAACGGAGAAGAGAUGCAUAAUUUGUUCUUGGAGUACGCUUCUAGAGGAAGCUUAGAGAGUUAUCUCAAGAAAUUAAGCGGUGAAGGUCUACCGGAAUCCACCGUACGCCGUCACACAGGAUCAGUGCUUAGAGGACUACGACACAUCCAUGGUAACGGAUUCGCUCACUGCGAUUUAAAACUCGGGAAUAUUCUGUUGUUCGGUGACGGCGCCGUUAAGAUUGCUGAUUUUGGAUUGGCUAAGAGAAUUGGGAACGUAACGGCGUUAAAUGAUGGAGUUCAGAUUAGAGGCACGCCGUUGUAUAUGGCGCCGGAGUCUGUUAACGAUAACGAGUACGGAUCAGAAGGUGACGUGUGGGCUUUAGGAUGUGCUGUAGUUGAGAUGUUUAGUGGCAAAACGGCAUGGAGUUUAAAAGAAGGAUCGAACUUCAUGUCGUUGUUGAUACGCAUCGGUGUUGGUGAUGAGCUUCCGAUGAUUCCCGAGGAGUUGUCGGAACAAGGAAAAGAUUUUUUGUCAAAGUGUUUCGUUAAAGAUCCCAAAAAGAGAUGGACGGCUGAGAUGCUUCUACACCAUCCAUUUGUAGCCGUCGAUCUUGAUUACGACGGUUUAGUAGAAGAAGAAGACUUCGUUGUUAAGCUGAAAACAGAGGAAGUCUCGUCAUCGCCGAGAUGUCCAUUCGAAUUUCCCGAUUGGGUUUCGGUUUCUUCCGGUUCACAAAUGAUCGAUUCGCCGGAGGAGAGAGUUACGAGUUUGGUGACUGAUUUGAUCCCUGAUUGGUCUGUCACCAAGAGCUGGGUCACCGUACGGUGACGAUAGUGAUUAAAAAACAGGGGACAAAAACAGAGUUGCAGAGAAAGGCUAGAGCUUUUUUUUUAAUUCCUAGUCAGAUCCAACAAUUCUAAUUUAAUUCGUUGUAUAAAUAUUUGUUAUUACU